UGCGUCACAUCCGUUUGUACACUUUUUUUGGGGGGGGGGUAUUCCUUCUCGGAUGUCCUGUAAAUUACUGGAUUGAGCCUAAAAAAUAAACGAACCUAAACAAGAACAACGUGGAGAGAAAACAGUUUAGAAAUACGCAUUUAUACUUUUUACAGUUUUGGUCAUUUUAAUUCAAAGAGCAAAUAGCUUGAUACUGCUCUGCUGCGUACAUACUAGAAGACUAGUGCACCCUGACUCAAACACGCCACCGCAGAAAACGGUCGAAACUCAGGUGCUGGGUUAUUGUAUACACUGACACCCUCCUGACAGUUCAAGUCACUCAGGCCCCCCUCCCUUAACCCCACCCGUUCCCCUCCCCUACCCCUUUCCACGACCAUCCCACCCUUGACUAUGAAUGAGGUGAGCGUAGUCCGAGAAGGAUGGCUCCACAAGAGAGGUGAGUACAUUAAGACUUGGAGGCCGCGCUACUUCAUCCUAAAGAGUGACGGCUCCUUCAUCGGCUACAAAGAGAAGCCUGAGCUGUCCGUCCAGAGCUUGCAUCCGCUCAACAACUUCUCAGUGGGAGAAUGCCAGCUGAUGAAGACAGAGCGGCCCAAGCCUAACACAUUCGUUAUCCGCUGCCUGCAGUGGACAACAGUCAUCGAGAGGACCUUCCAUGUAGAAAGCAAUGCAGAGAGAGAGGAGUGGAUGCGUGCCAUCCAGGCGGUGGCCAAUGGGUUGAAGGUGCGAGAGGAGGAAGAGCCCAUGGACCUGUUUGGCUCUCCCAGCGACAACAGCAGCAUGGAGGAGAUGGAGGUGGCCAUGUCCAAGACCCGCUCCAAAGUGAUGAACGUGGUACCUUCAAGGAUGAUCCAGACUUGUGGAGGUCUACAAUUUUUUCUGAAGUCUUGGCUGAUGUCUUUAGAUUUUCCCAUGAUGUCAAGCAAAGAGGCACUGAGUUUGAAGACGAUGAGUGACUUUGACUACCUGAAGCUGCUGGGGAAAGGCACAUUUGGCAAGGUUAUCCUGGUGAAGGAGAAAGCCACGGGGAUGCACUACGCCAUGAAGAUCCUGCGCAAGGAGGUCAUCAUCGCUAAGGAUGAGGUUGCGCACACGGUUACAGAGAGCAGAGUGUUACAGAACACCCGUCAUCCCUUCCUCACAACACUGAAAUACGCUUUCCAGACUCAUGACCGAUUAUGUUUUGUGAUGGAAUACGCCAACGGAGGAGAGCUCUUCUUCCACCUGUCUCGGGAUCGCGUGUUCACUGAAGACCGGGCCCGUUUCUAUGGUGCUGAGAUUGUAUCUGCAUUGGAGUACCUCCACUCUCGUGAUGUGGUAUACAGGGACCUGAAGCUGGAGAAUCUAAUGCUGGACAAUGACGGACAUGUUAAAAUCACCGACUUUGGGCUAUGUAAGGAAGGUAUCACGGAUGGCGCCACCAUGAAGACCUUCUGUGGCACCCCAGAGUACCUUGCACCGGAGGUGCUGGAGGACAAUGACUACGGUCGUGCUGUGGAUUGGUGGGGCUUGGGCGUGGUCAUGUACGAGAUGAUGUGCGGUCGGCUGCCCUUCUACAACCAGGACCAUGAGCGGCUGUUUGAGCUCAUCCUCAUGGAGGAGAUCCGCUUCCCCCGGAACCUGGCCCCCGAGGGCAAGGCGCUGCUCGCAGGCCUGCUCAAAAAGGACCCCAAGCAGAGGUUAGGGGGAGGACCAGAUGAUGCCAAAGAUGUGAUGUCCCACAAGUUCUUCACCUCCAUCAACUGGCAGGAUGUGGUAGAUAGGAAGCUGACUCCGCCUUUCAAGCCUCAGGUGACGUCGGAGACCGACACCCGCUACUUUGACGAUGAGUUCACGGCACAGACCAUCACAGUCACACCUCCAGACAAGUAUGACAAUCUGGACUGUGAGGACCCCAACCAGCCAGCGCACUUCCCCCAGUUCUCUUACUCCGCCAGCAUACGAGAGUGACAGUCUCCACCAUACACACACUGGAGAGACCCAUACCGCAUCAGCUCACACACUCGCGUCCACACUUGUUAAAAAAAAAUAAAAAAGACUGCAGUCUUGAGACACCACAGGCUGAUGGAUCUCUGGUUUCAGCGGGGAUCUAAGUGCCUAGGCUUGCAGCCAUCUUGUCUUCUCAAACUUCGCCUACACUAUGGUCAUGCACAAAUGCAGCCUGUGAACCGCACAGGACCUCAGUACCUCACGUCGUCAGCAGCAGCAGCAGUAGCACAUCAGCCAUGCACAGUGAGGACUAGAACCUAUAGGUGGCGCUAUAGGACACUACUGCUCCUCGGAUUUGAGGCACUGAUUUCUCAUUUCGUUCUUCUCUCGCUCUUUCUUUCUCCCCUUGCCCCUCACACUAACCCAGUAACUCUCACAGCUGGGUAGAAGCGGGGAAAAAAGUCAACCAUCUGAUUAUUUUCAAAAAUGAGAAAAAAUAUUACACCACCACCACCCCCCCCUCCAAUUGUUACAGUUGAUAAGGAGUCAUAUUUCUGUGAUUUAUUUAUGGUUUUUAUCUUGAACCUAGCUGUUACCAAUAGUGUUGAAGUGGUUCUACUGGGAGAGGGUGGGGGGGGAUACAUUUGUGGUGGUGGUAACAAUUAAGAUGUUUCUCCCUCAAUGUGUUUGACUAUGCUUGGAGAAAAGCGAUACAAAAUUGAAUGUCUGCAUUUUGUGUGUCAGAGUGCGGUCGUGUUUGUGUGUGAGCUAGCUGAUUGACGUUAACUUGCCUGGCGAGUAUAAGUAGAUUAAUUUGCCACGUCACACUACACGGAUGUUUCCGACACUCAAGAACCUACUCUGGAAUAUGAGAAGAUGCAGGACAGAGUACUACCAUUUUAACUGUAAUCCAAUGAACUAGUAUUACGUUCUUGUUUCUGACUGCUCAUUGUGAAUAGAACAGCAAGUGCUACAGAGAAAAGGAAUGGGAUUUAGGGAAUCACUGUACAAGGUGUGUAUGUACAUUUUGUAAAACCCUGUUUUUAAUGGUCUCAACACCUCUGCUCUGAGACACACCAGCCAUAUGAUUUACAAGGGUCGACGAGCACUGGGGCUGCGGUUACUCAGUCAAAAGACCAAUUAGUGAAAAGAUCAGAAUUGUUCUACCUGUGUAAACGAAGCCUUAUAUACUUAAGCAGAUCUCCUUUUACUCUAAUUAUAAGAUUUGUAUGUUUUAUUGUUAUCUUGUUGCUUCGCAAGUAUUUUAUUUUUUUCAAUUGUCAUAAACAUCUGCUGUACUAUCAGAAAUGGCCACACAGGUAUUGAUGAGUGGAUCAGCGAAGAGUUGCCGUUCUGGUCACAACACCAGGUGUGUGUUGAAUGUAAUCACGCCUGCUCCUCGUUGCCUGGUCUCACUGCUGACGGUUGCUGGUCGAGACAAGGAGAUUCAGGUUGUUCUCAAAUGUUCUGUUAGUCAUGUGAGCCUUGUGUCCAUUGUGUGCCAUUUUGAAAUAAUUUCUGAGAGGAACUUUUCUCUUUUCCACCUUGCUGUUUCCCUGACCCCUUUGAAGACAUUACUACUCUCGUUUAAGAAAACCAUUCAUAAAUGUCUAAAUGAAAGUCUGUUUCCGCCUGACUUAUUUCAAUUAAAGGAUCUCAUUGUAUGUA
Messenger RNA from Oncorhynchus masou masou (cherry salmon), 3597 nucleotides. Its product is annotated as RAC-beta serine/threonine-protein kinase-like. The transcript has 15 exons. Gene Ontology annotation, molecular function: protein serine/threonine kinase activity; ATP binding. Gene Ontology annotation, cellular component: cytoplasm; nucleus. The record is from RefSeq and is a predicted model, not a curated record. Bases 391 to 1950 code for a protein of 519 amino acids. Gene Ontology annotation, biological process: protein phosphorylation. Lineage: Eukaryota; Metazoa; Chordata; Actinopteri; Salmoniformes; Salmonidae.